Acanthopagrus latus (yellowfin seabream) is the source of this 6920-nucleotide messenger RNA. It is a transcript of the gene reep3b, whose product is annotated as receptor accessory protein 3b. Gene Ontology annotation, biological process: endoplasmic reticulum tubular network organization. The record is from RefSeq and is a predicted model, not a curated record. Gene Ontology annotation, cellular component: cytoplasmic microtubule; endoplasmic reticulum tubular network; endoplasmic reticulum membrane. Bases 1028 to 3082 code for a protein of 684 amino acids. The transcript is spliced from 5 exons. NCBI's taxonomy places the organism in Eukaryota, Metazoa, Chordata, Actinopteri, Spariformes, Sparidae. Gene Ontology annotation, molecular function: DNA binding; protein dimerization activity; microtubule binding.
AGCCAGAAAAUUAUUUUUGGCGAGCACUUCUCAUUGUUUUGAAUGUGUGCCAUCUCUGCAUGGUGUCUAGUUCUUCUAUAUGAAUUUAUGUUGUGAACAUAUAGUAUAUAACACACCAGAGCCACACCGUUGCAUGGGGUGAUAUGUUCUUCAUUACCAUUUGAAACACGCACACUGCCAGACAUACUCACUGGUACAACUGCACAAUGUAUGGUUUCAGUGCUGAUAUCAUGUACACAUGCAUAAUAGUCAGUUUGCAAGAUGUGCGUUGUUCAGUAUGGCAAAAGAACUCAAACAUGAUGCUAAAUCUUUUUUGUUGCUUGAUAAAAAAGCUACAUUUCAUUCUCACUCUCCAUGAAUAACCUCAGAGAAACAGUGGUCCAGUAUAAUGUUAUUUAGUCCAAUUCAAGAUUCAUUGGGUUGGCAGUGGUAUGUUGUCGUACUUGCAUUGAGUUCUGGUGUCACAUUUCCCCUGUCUGACCUUCUUUUAGAAAAACUGUAGGGUGGUGAACGGUGAGCGACAACUCCUGCUUAAGUUGUGCCAUGAGUCACACGUGUUUGUCAAUUUAAGAGAUAUUUUUUCAACUUGAUAAAGUCUCAGUUUGUCAUAAAACUAAUGAAAUACAAGACUGAAAAUAUGUCAUUAUAAGGACUACACCUUUAACAGUUGUGUUAGUGACGUUGUCUCGAUGAAUGCUCUCCACAAACCAGAACUUAAACAUUGAGGAGCUGCUCCUGAAUAUUAAGCAGUUCACAGAACUGAACCAGGACCAAAUCUCCUUUUACAGAACUGCAGUUGAUAAUAUGGGCAGAUUUAUUAUGAUUCUCAUUAGGGCUGAAACGAUUACUCGAAUAAUUCGAAUAAUUCGAUUACAAAAAAUGAUCGAGGAAUUUUCUCUGCCUCGAGGAAUCGUUUAAUUUUGCCAGCUCAAAGCACGGUAUUUCGCCCGGACGACUUGUAAUGCGGCACAACGUGCUGACGUCACGCACGUAAAAGAAGAAGAAGAGGCGGCGGAAAAUUCAACAGAUGAAGAAGAAGCAGAAGCAGAAGAAGACGAUGGCGGCGGAAAUGUCGGGUAGUUGCGGAGGUAGAGACGAAGAAGGCGACGCAAGCCAAGACAAAGGAACAAAGAAAAGACAGAAAAUGUCAAAAGUGUGGGAGCAUUUUAAGCUGGACACCGGGGGGAACACUGUCACAUGCAUUCACUGCAAGACAGCGCUUGCGUUCCACAAUAGUACAUCCCCAAUGCUGCAGCAUCUCCAACGAAGGCACCCCGUUUAUUCCGAGAGCGGAGGACCGUCACCCCAGACAAGUAAAUCAUCACAGUCUCGCAUGGACAAAUUUCUCUACAAAGUGCCAUCAUGUAGCCCCGAGCUAGCAGCUGAGCUUUCAAAUAGCAUUUUAAACAUGAUUGUCACAGACAUGCGCCCACUAAACAUUGUGGAGGAUGAUGGUUUUAAAGCAAUGGUUUCAACCUUCCAUCCCAAGUACGAGCUUCCAUCAAGAACUUUCUUUACAAAACAGAUGGAGAAAAAGUAUGAAGUAAUCAAAACCAAGAUGAAGCAGGCUCUACAAGAGACCAACAGCAUUGCGCUCACUACUGAUAUUUGGACAAGCAUCGCAACAGAGGCUUAUAUGGGAGUGACAUGUCACUAUAUUGGAAAGAACUGGAACAUGGUGUCCCACUCCCUGACGACGAUGCCCCUUGAAGAGAGACACACCGCUUCAAAUAUUGCAGAGUGGAUUGAGGAGGUCAUUGCCAAAUUUGACAUUCCAGCAAAGAAAAUCAAGGCUGUCGUCCAUGACAACGGUGCGAAUGUCGUAGCAGCAGCAAAGAUUUUGGAAGAAAGACAUGGAUGGGCAUCAGUGAGAUGUGCAGGGCACACCCUCAACUUGGUUGUGCAAAACUCACUGAAAUACCACCAGGCUAUCUCCAAGUGUGUUGCUGCUGCGAGAAGCCUUGUCGAACACUUUAAAAAAAGUGAACUGGCAUGCACAAAGUUGAAGGACAAGCAGAAACAAAUGGGUUGCAAGGAAAACAUGCUGGUGCAAGAUGUCUCCACAUGCUGGAACAGCACUUAUGCCAUGUUGUCCAGGCUUCAAGAACAGAGAUGGCAAGUGACUGCCACACUUUCUGACCCAGCAGUGACCCAGAGAGGGAAACACUACCUGGACCUCAAACCUGAACAGUGGAAUCUGAUUGAGGAGCUGAACCAGGUCCUUGAGCCCUUUGAAUCAGCCACAGUGUUUAUGAGUGGACAACAAUAUGUCACACUCUCAGCACUUCCACAUCUUGUGCAAAAACUUAAAAAAAACAUACAGAGUCCAGAAUUUGAGAGUGCACCUGUGAGAUCAUUCCAGACUCAUGCAACAGAACAGGUCACAGAGAGAUGGCAAGGACUACUUGAGUUUAUUCCCAAAUCUCCAAACACCAUCCUACUUGCUGCUGCUCUGGAUCCCAGGUUUCGGAAACUGAGGUUCUUGGCUGCUGGGGAAGUACUCAAAUUCCAAAGUGCAGUACAAGCCAUGGCACUUGCAGCCAAACAGCAAGUGGGGCAGCCCACUGCAAGUAAACAUGGGGCAAACAACAGCACAGCACAAGACACCCCAACAGCAGGACAUGCCAAGAGUAUGACAUCAUUCCUGGACUCAGACUCCACCACCAGUGACGAAGAACAGGACGAGGAGCAGCAGUUACUCCAAACUGUACAUCAGGAGGUCUUAAUGUAUUUUGGAGAACAUCCCCUUUCCAAGAAGGAGAAUCCAUUGACAUGGUGGGAAAAGAAUGCAGCACGCUAUCCAACAUUGGCAGAGCUGGCAAGGUCCCUGCUGUGUAUUCCAGCCACAUCAACGCCAUCAGAGCGUCUGUUUUCAGCUGCAGAGUACUUUUAUGACCAGGAUGAAGAUGACGAGGCUGAGCCAACCUUCUCAGAAGACGAGGCUGUUACUCAGAAAGGACUGAGACGAUCACAGAGUGUCAAGAUUACACGAUCCAGAGUCCGCAAAGAUGCUCGUUAUGGGUCGCUGAAGAUAAAAGGCAAGAAGAGACCAGCGCUGAGCUCUGUCAACUAUGGGAUGUGAAAAGACUACUGCUCACACACACACACAAAAACACAGCAGAGCAGUCUGCUGAUUGGUGGAUGGUAUUGUCAGUCUAUAUUCCAGCCCCUCGCAGUGUGACUCUUACACUGUGCAGAACUCUUCCAUCUUUUUAAUGGUUUUCCUCACAUAUUUAUUACCUUAUUCAUCCUAAACCAGUGACUCCUGGAGUCUGUCAGAGGACUCUGAUGUGUUUCUUUGGGUUGAUGGCAUACAUGAUGCUUUUUGCUUUUGCAUGGAUGUGUGUGUUUCAGCUGUUGUUCAUGGCAGUUUAAUUGUAGUUUUUAGGUGAGAUGAUUUUAUAUAUGUGUAGUCAUUUAGGAUUUAGAUCCAUCUGUCAGAGACUUUUUUGUGUGGUGGUACCGCUUUCUAAUAAAGCAUCUUUUAUAAAGGCUAGUAACUAUUGAACAUGAACAGUUGUGGAAUCGAGAGAUGAUUAGAAAAUGAAAGCUCCUUAUCAAAGCUGCAUUCAUUUCCUGGAGGACAACAGAACAAGCUUUAAAAGUAACAUUUGACUUUCACAAACAGUCGCUUAUUCAGAUAUCCAGCAGACAUCCAAUCUUGCCCCUUUUAGUUUACAUUGAAAAUGGAUUCAUUCAUUUAAAGAUAUUGAUUAUUGCACCUUAAAUGGACGCAUUUGCAGAUUUUAAAAGAAGAAAUGAUACCAUGUUCCUCUCACAGAUUAGGAGUUAAAUUAAUAUGCAAUAAAACAUGCCAUUGUUCAGCUCAGUACACUCAGGUGGUGUAGACACUGGAGAUACCAUCUGAAAAUGUGCAUCAACAUCCUAUAAAGUCAUAUUUAAAGGAUAUUGUGUCUCUCCCCAUGUAUGAUGUAUGAUGGCCAUGUUUUGAUUCUAUUCCAAGUGUGGCUGCUCACAACAAGAAACACUUUAAGUUUCAACAUGUUUGGACCCCAUGUGUUACACACCAGUUCUUAUCCAGCAGAACUUGGCCUUGACAGUACAUUUCAGCACAUUACUGAUGGUGCUGACCAAUUCUGCAUUUUGGAGGCCGAGGAUGAUAUUGAUACUUGGGGGUAAAAGAUUCUUAUAUUGAAAUAUAAGUCAGUAUAUUGCAAUGCAAUGAUCCCUCAGAUGUGCUUCUCAGACACUUUUGAAAGAGUACAUUUACAUAAUAAUUCAAAAUUAUUCUAAGCAACUUUUUCUGCUUCUCUUCAGAACAGCCAACUGAUCUAUCAGCUGAGUCACAGAUACAACUCAAGAAACAGUUUGAUGGUUAUAUCACAUAAAAUGAAUUGUGCCACAUUUGAAGAACAAUUUCCAGUGUUUCCUGGAAUGUAACAUGAAAGGUGUCACCUUUGCGUCAUUUUUUAGCUCAUUUAGUCUCACUGCUGUCAUUGAUCUGUGUGUUCAGCCACAGCAGCAGAAGUCAUCAGUAUGUGCUCAGCACCAACAGCGCACAGUUAGCCACUAGCUGGAAGUGGAAUAUUGAGUAUUGAUGUUAACAGCUUUAACUGCAAACAGGAUACUUAGAUAUUUUAACAAUUUAGUUAUCUGAUCAUUUAUUUUCAUGGCUUAUACAUGUCCUAGAACUCAUCAUAACCAUUAUAAUACCCAUUAAUUAAGCAAUAUAUUAUUAUUAAGGAAUAUCUUAUUAAAAUGUGGUACCAGUUUUGCUUCUGCUGCCUUUCAGACAUUUUAUCAGUGAGGAGCUUGUUCCUAGAUGAACCUCUGACCUUAGUGUUAGUCUGUUAACUUCAAAAUAUCCCAGCAUACUAAUGGAGAUGAUGCUGACCCUGAGGGACACAUGUAACUGACACAUUCCUUGUCACAGUAGUGACCGUUUGCCCUGAGUCACAGUGGGAUACCAGCAGCUUGCUCGCCAACAAUUGAGCUUUGGGAGAAUGUGUAGUGGAGUGAAUUUAGCCUGUGUGAGUGACUGUCUUGAACACCAGGAGAUGAACAUGGAGACAGUGAACACUAGUGAAGAGAAAGAGCCAAUGGGAUUCAUCCAGGUUUCUGUGGGACAGGUUCAGCCUUUAUACAGAUCUAGAACUCUCACUCACUAUUAAGGGUGAUGAGUUAUUUUUGUGCUUUUUACUUGUGAUGUGUUUUUUAUUUGACAGUCCUGAUUACACUUGGUUGUAUAUUUCUGGCUGUUCUUAAUAGAGAAGAGCUUUAUAAAUGUUUGUUGUGUGUGUGUUACAUUUGGAACAAAAAGACUCUCUUGUAUUGUAUUCACCUGUUUUUGUACAUAUACCGCCUCCCCAAAACAUUUUAUCAAUGCUGUCAUUGCUUGUCAUCUCAUUUUAUAAUUGUACUCUGCUGUGGGAGGAUGCAGCCCACAGCUGAUGCUAUGAACCUCUCAUGACAUUUUGAAGUUUGGCUUGUUUUGUCCUGUGGUACUGCUGUACAAGGUUUCAUCUCCUGUUGUUCUGGAACAUGUAGCACUGAAACCCAGUUUAACGCCUGUACAUUACUAAAUGAUACACAUGGGUAACAGCUUUAAGGAAAGAUGGAAGUGAUCUGUUCAGGAUGACUGGGCAGAGGGCACAGAGUGCUUAAAUGAGUAUGACAUGUAUUUAAAUGAUAUGCUAUAGCGUGUCCUCUAUGGUUUCCAGACCAGCUGAAGAUUAACGGGAGAGUUUGUGACUGACUGUAAUUAACACGUCACUUCAGUGUCUAUGUCAGCGUAGCUGUGAGGUUCAGCGUGACAUGAGCUCCAUCAUUAUCCCAUCACUGAUCAUACACACUGACUGCAUGUGAAGACAUGUCCACAAACCCAAUGCAGUCAAACCAAAGUAAGUCAACCAAAGUCCCUGUCCACCCUGCUGACCUACAUCUUCUGUUUAUUAUUUCAUUUUGGACACUCGUGGAGAUGACACUGAGCUGAGCCAUAAUUUACUGUGACCACUGAAGCCAUGCUGGCAUGGUGGGAAAUGGUUUUCCACAUUUGAGCAUGACAAUGUGAAUUAAGUUGUUUGCCUCGAUGACAUGUUCGGUUCAUAUUUUGUAGGAUGCUGUUCAUUUGUUCACUUAAACACCUGAGGAGUAUAGUUAUAGUUUCCACAGCCAGAGAAAAUCUGUGUGACAUACAACUUGUCAUGUUUGCAAAGGUCUAGACUUCCAGACUUCCAUUUUGUCAAACACAUCUAUGUGUUGCAUUGCAGAGAUAUCUUCCAAAGUUAUCCUGUGUUUGUCCUGUCUCAUGAUGCCACUCAAGACCUGAUAAACUGACAUUACAGCUGAGGCCUUGUGUAGUUUCAGAUGAGAGUUUGCAUUGUUCCACACGUUCUAUUGUUUUUUUUAGUCCAAACACUAAACCAAUAAAACCAAAGUUUAUUUACUAAACAGAAAAAAAAACAGCUGCACAUUUUGUGAAUUCAGGUUUCUCUUCGAUGAACUGAGACAAGAUUAAUUCUCUUUUUUAACUCAUCAAAGACACACUUCAUUCAAACCAACAGAAGGCCAACAGAUGACAUUUCUUAUAUACUGCACCUUUAAACACUUCUGUGUUACGUGAAUCUCUGUGACGUGACUGAGCUGCUCUUUCACAGAUAGUGUUAUUGACAGUACAGGUCUUCUCAAAGAGGCCUACUGGGUGACAGAUGGGUUUUACCAGACAGGAAGCCAUAUCCUGUUUCUCCGCUUCUGAGGUUCAGUGACAAGCCAAACUUUCUCAUGCCAUGAUGUCAUGAUGUCCAUUUAACGCUCAUAAUUGACUAAUGAUACCAAAGCUUCAUGUACUCACCCAGAGCUGUGUGGCUGGGGUUGUGAUCUGUGUGGGGAACAUAUCUGGUGUGCGGAUUGCUGGAUUUUAAAUGCAAUAAAAGCUGUCUGAUUACAGUAAGGGCAUCAAA